AUGGCCUUGUUCGAGGAGCUCAGCCCCUCCUCUGUGGUUACUAUAACUCUAACUUUAUUGCUUGCCUAUCUAAUAGGCUGCGCAGUGUAUCGCCUGUACCUUAGCCCCAUCGCGUCUUUCCCAGGCCCCCCGUUGGCAGCUGUGACUUGGUUCUAUGAGUUCUAUUACGAUGCAAUAUGUGGUGGCCGGUAUAUCUUCAAAGUCAAGGAUAUGCAUAAGCGAUACGGGCCCAUUGUUCGCAUCAACCCCGAAGAGCUUCAUAUCGAGACUUCGGCCUUUUAUGAUGAGCUGUAUGCACCCGGCGGCAAGAAGAAGAGAAAUUUGAAUCCUCAGUUCAAACAUCAAUUUGGGGCGCCCGACAGUGCUUUGUCUACUAUAGAACAUGAUUUACAUCGCAUGCGUCGUUCCGCAUUGAGCCCAUUCUUCUCAAAAGCAAGUGUACGUCGUUUGCAGCCUGUCAUAUGGGAAAAGGUCGACAAACUCCUUAAACGUCUAGAUGGAUUGAAAAAUACGGGUCAUCCAGUCCGCAUGGAUAUUGCCUACGCUGCGUUCACCAAUGACGUCAUCAUGCAGUACAGUUUCAGCCACUCGCGCGAGAGGUUGCAAAAGAAUGACUUUGGUGAACCUGCUCAGGAGGCCGUUCUUGCUAUGAGCAAAGUUGUACAUUGGAUGAAGCACUAUCACUGGCUCAUUAAUAUGGGACAGCUUAUUCCGCCAUGGAUUGUAUCGUGGAUUAGUCCAACAGUUGCAAAUGUGCUUGAGGAUGAACGGUCCUUCACCCGCGAUAAUGUGGUCCAGGUGCACCAGAUCAUGAACGAUAAAGAUACAGGGGCCGGAAAGCAGCCGAAAACCAUUUUUCAUGAUCUGCUAGCAAAUCCGAAUCUUCCAGUCUCAGAAAAGAGUGUCGAACGGCUUGGCCAGGAAGCCAAGAUACUCGUGGCCGGCGGAACUGAGACCACAUCUUGGACACUAUCGGUCAUCACAUACUAUCUGCUGAGCCAACCGGAUACUCUAUCCCGUCUUCGUACCGAACUAAUCGCCUCCAUCCCCGAUCCUACGGCACACGUCGGUAUCGAGGUCUUGGAACACCUUCCCUACCUUACUGCCGUAAUUCAGGAAGGUCUGCGGCUAUCCUAUGGCGCUGUUGCCCGGCUAGCACGUGUAUCCCCAAAUGAAGCAGUGAUCUUUCACGACGACAAGCGUGGAAAGGACUGGGUAAUUCCUCCGGGGACACCCAUGAGCAUGAAUGCUGUUUUUGUGCAUCAUGAUCCCGCCAUCUUUCCAGAGCCAAGCAAGUUUCGUCCGGAACGGUGGAUCGAGGCCGAAAAGGAGGGUAAAAGGCUGAAUGGGUAUCUUGUGUCCUUCACAAAGGGCUCCAGGUCAUGUUUGGGCAUCAAUCUGGCCUAUGCAGAACUCUAUAUUUGCGUCUCCAGGAUGUUUAGGCUAUUUCACGGUGCGGAUGAUGAGACAGGUGCGAAAGGUGGGAGGUUGGAACUGUUUGAAACGUCCAACAAGGAUGUUGAGUUUGCCACUGAUAUGUUCAUUCCUGCUACCAGGAAGGGAAGUAAAGGCGUUAGGUUGCUUGUUAAGGGUGAUUAA
Messenger RNA from Aspergillus luchuensis, 1599 nucleotides. RefSeq names its product cytochrome P450. The transcript has 6 exons. Gene Ontology annotation, molecular function: heme binding; monooxygenase activity; iron ion binding. Bases 1 to 1599 code for a protein of 532 amino acids. The record is from RefSeq and is a predicted model, not a curated record. Lineage: Eukaryota; Fungi; Ascomycota; Eurotiomycetes; Eurotiales; Aspergillaceae.